Molecule: messenger RNA, 19339 nt
Organism: Pelobates cultripes (western spadefoot toad)
Lineage: Eukaryota; Metazoa; Chordata; Amphibia; Anura; Pelobatidae
Source: the annotation of a GenBank genome assembly
GUUUCCUUGGAGACCAAACAUCUGCUUCCUUUCAAUAUGUUUUUUUUUUUUUUUAAAUUGAAGCAACUUUAUUGAUACGGAACGGCCUAACAGAAUGCAAUACCAGAAGCCGAGGAGCGCAGUGCAGCUUGGCAGCGGCCAGAAUCCGAGCUCUCAGGGUAAGAUCCAUUAAUUAUAUCAUAAUUAUCGUAUUGUGCCCGAGGCCUCCAUUACUGUUUUACCUUCUCAGUGCCCUUUAUAACGGCUCAGGGAUGAUAUCAGUGUAAUCCAUUGUACAGCGCUACGGAAUCUGAUGGCGCUAUACUAAUAAAUAAUAAUAAUAAUAAUAAUCAUACCGCCCAAGGGUCCCUGUCCCUCUCAGACCCAAAUCCCUCCUUUCUAAGAGCUCCAUAUUGUUGGUGUGUAACAGAGCUCCACAGCAAUAAUACUCCCAGUACUGUGUCUUUAAAUGGCAAUGGGCUUGGCAUGUGGCAAGGAGAUUGGCUCAAUAAAUGGGGACUGGCAUAUGGCAUUUGGACUGGCAUGAUGGGGACUGGCUCAAUAAAUGGGGACUGGCAUAUGGCAUUUGGACUGGCAUGGUGGGGACUGGCACAAUAAAGGGGGACUGGCAUGAUGGGGAAUGGUACAAUAAAGGGGGACUGGCAUGAUGGGGAAUGGUACAAUAAAGGGGGCCUGGCAUGUUGGGGACUGGCACAAUAAAGGGGGCCUGGCAUAUGGGAUUUAGACUGGCAUGAUAUGGAUUUGCAGGAUGGAAACUAGCACAAUAAAGGGGGACUGGCAUGAUAGAGACAAACAGGAGGCCCAGGGAUUAGCAUUGGAGUUGGAGGCAGAUGAUAGAUGUGCAUUAAGGAUAUAUUCAUGAUGAACAAAGUUUUCAUAGGUGUUUUUAGAGUAAAAUAAAGGAGGAUAUGCUAAAAUUGUGUGGGUCAAAUAGGAAGGAUGUAUGCAGGAAGCAGACAAAACACUUGUUAUACACACCCAUAGGUAAAAGGUAUGCUGAUCUGACACACCCUGCCUACUCCGAGAAAUGUUCAUAAAUGGAGACAGUGGUUGAUAUUUCAGAAGAGGAUGUAAAUAUACACUUUUUUUUUAAUUGCCCCAUUUUUCCCUAUUCACUCCAGUUUACUUCUCAUAUUAACUCUUAUGAACAAUAAACAUUUUAUAGUAACAGUUGUUGGAUCAGCGCUUAGUGACCAGUAGACAGCUAGAAUAAAUGGAAAGAGGUUCGCAACCUAAAGGCAUGGAUGUACCCUCACAGACCAUCAGAAGAAAAUACAAACGUAGAGACGGGAAAUUAUAGGUCGCGCCACACAAAUAAUAUGAUAUAAUAAAACCAGUGCGUACUUACCUACAUAAAAUGCUUACAGAGGAACAGAGUCCUGAAUAAAAGUAUAUGAACAAAAUAGUCCAAGUUGAUUGAAUAAAUGAAUAUAGUAGAUCUUAUAAGUUCUGAGACAAUCCGAUGUCCAGAUAACGUGGAGGCAUGCAAAGUAAGAGUUCCAAUAGUGUAAAACUGUAGUACAAAGACGGAAUAUGAUAGUAGUAGUAUUCCUCCGACACACCUAUGCAAGAGCUAGAGUCAGCUCAGGUGUGAACAGCAUUCAGAGGUGUUGAUCCCCCACUGGUAGGAUAUAGGUGUUGGUAGAUAGUGAAGAUCCUCGAUAUAUGGAAAGAGAAAUACAACCAAAUAGUGCUCUCUGUAUGCAGUAACCUGAGGUUAAUAAUUUAAAGGUAUAAUACUCUCAUGCAGGUGAGCAGGAUAUGCUGCUCACUUUAAUAGCGUGGGUGGUAUAAUCCCCACCUAGGAUUCUUGAGUGAGUGAAUAGCAUGGGCGGUAUAAUCCCCACCUAGGAUUCUUGAGUGAGUGAAUAGCGUCGGUGGUAUAAUCCCCACCUAGGAUUCGUGAGUGAGUGAAUAGCAUGGGUGGUAUAAUCCCCACCCAGGAUUCUUGAGUGAGUGAAUAGCGUGGGUGGUAUAAUCCCCACCUAGGAUUCUUGAGUGAGUGUCUGAGCAUACAAAAUACUUCUCCAUGAACUGAAAUUUGUAAAGAUCAGUUACAGGCUAUGCCAUCCUUUUAAAAUGGUUAAGGGUGUGCAGGGUUUACCAAGCUGUUACUAUAGGGCCAGCAGUAAAGGGUUACUCCAACCAACAUGACCACUUCAGUGAUUUGAAGUGAUCAUGGUGGUAGGGGUCUCGCCACCAGGGAUGUUCUUUCCCCCUAUUCAGAGUGAUGCUAGCAUAAUCCAAAGCACGAUUGUAACGAUCACUAGGGAACCCUAACACGCAGACAGGACAGAGUAGAGAGAAUUGCAAUACCGAUCCUUAGAGUGGUCGGGUUAUGCAAAAAGGGAUAGUCAAAACACUAGCCGAGGUCAAGGGAAACAAAGAAACGGAAUAACGAGAGACAAAGCCAAAUAUCGGUAACCAGGAAAUCUAAAUAACAAGUGCAACGCUCAAAUCUAAACCAAAGCCCACAACAGGUCACUGAGGAAAGAGGGAGGUUAGCUUAUAUACACAUAUUGGCUAACCUUCAAUUAAUGUUAACCACAACACGUGGGAGUAGUUUCUUCCUUUCCUUGUGGUCUCUGAGGUCAUUACUGUGUUCCGGGUCUGGCACACAUAUAAGGAUGCUGCUUUGGAGAGUGCAGCGUCAGACAGGCCUCUUGUAUCGGUUACACAGGAGGGGCUUCAGAAGGGAUGUGUGGAACGUAUUGGGGAUGCACAGGGAUGGAGGCAAGUCCAGAGUGUAAGAGACAGGAUUAACCCUGAGGCUAGGUGUUCAUCCAACGCGGGUAUUCCCUUGUCGGAGAAUACACCAGGAAGGACGCUAGGUUGUACACCGUAAGCCAUCUGGAAUGGACUCAAACCAGUGGAGGUAUGGGAGGCUGUUCUUGGCAAACUCAGCCCACGGGAGGAGAUGGGACCAGUUAUCCUGAUGCUCGUUCACGAAACAGCGUAAAUAGAGUUCCAGUGAUUGGUUCGCUCUUUCAGCAGCCCUGUUUGAUUGUGGGUGAUAUAAUGAGGAAAAGGACAAGGAUAUACCCAUUUCAGUACAGAAACCCCUCCAAAUUCGUGAGAUAAACUGAGGGUCCCUGUCAGAGACUAUAUCGAUGGGUAUGCUAUGAAGCUGGAAUACCUCUUUUGCCAAGUCCAAUUGUGCAGCAGAAGGAAGCUUCUUAAGCGGAACAAAGUGAGCCAUUUUAGAGAACCUAUCGGUCACCAUCAGAAUGACCGUGUGACCCUUGGAGGGGGAAAGGUCCACUAUGAUCUAUGGACAGGUGCUUCCAUGGCGGCUUGGCACCAAGAGGGGCAUAAAGAGACCAGGUGGCUUGCUUGUGGGAGACUUAGCCAGAGUACAAACAGGGCCGGUGCAAGGAUUUUUGCCGCCCUAGGCAAAAAAAAUCUUGCCGCCCCCCCCCCCCAUAUGUCCUGCCCACCAUGUGACAUCACAAUGCCCCGCCCAUAUGCUCUGCCAUAUGGGCCAGCGCCAUUCUGCACAAAGAGUCUUUUAUCUGAAAAGACAGUGUGUUUACAGUAAAAAGCCUACAGGCACAGGCUAUAGACCACUACAUUAUGCUGUAGUUUUUAUGGUGACUAUAGUAUCCAUUUAAUGUGAGGUAAAUUAGAGAUUAGUGCCACCAAUAAUAUAUUGGAUUGCCUACUUACCACCAGAUGAGGACAAGAGGCUGAUGAUGGGCUCAGUCUGGUGUAGAAGAGGCUCUCAGGAGACUGUUUGUAACACUGCUCACAACACUUAGCCAACAGGAAGCAGCUCCAUUUUAUGGGGCCCCUUACACAGUUCAAGGUCUGGGCCCCCAGGGCUUGACCGUGAGUAUGCCUACAAUGCCCACCCAUAAAUCCAGCUACAUGGACCACCCAUGAGUUCUCUCACAGGGAGUGGAGUGUAUGUGUGUAGGGGAUGUUUUAUGUGUUAUUGUAGAGGAUGUAAUGUAGAGUCCCCACCGUGUGUGUGUGUUCUUAUAGAAUGUAGUGUAAGGGAUGUAGUGUGUGUAUAGGGGAUGCAGUAUGUGUUUGCAUGUAAGGACUGCAUUGUAUGUUUCUGGGUGUGUGUGUGUGUGUGUAAGGGAUGCACGAUGUGUUUCUGUGUAUGUAAUUGAAUGCAGUGUGUGUCUGUAAGGGGUGCAUUUAGUGUGUAAGAGAUGCAUUUUGUUUCUUGUGUAAGAGAAUGAGUGUUUGUGUGAGCGUAAGGGAUACAUUGUGUGAUUCGGGUGUGUCUGUGUGUGAGUAGGGAUGCUGUGUGUGUAUGUGUGUAGUGUAAAAGAGAGGGUUUGUGGGGUAGGAUAGGGACUGAGAGGGGAGCAGCUCUUAAUUUUAUUUUAUUUUUUAAAUUUCAUAGUGCUCUCCCUUCCUGUCAAUUAGUGAUUUCCCCUCCCCUUCUGUCCCUUAGUGCUCUCCCUUGGCCCCCUGUCCCUCUGCAGUCCACCCUUGGUGGUCUUCUCGCUCCCCCCUCUCCCCCUUAGUGGUCACCCUCUCUCCCCCUAGUGGUCCUCCCUCUCCCAAACCCAUUAGUGCUCCUCCCUCUCCCAAACCCCUUAGUGGUCCUCCCUCUCCCAAACCCCUUUGGUCCUUGCCCUCCUCCCCCCUUAGUGGUCCUACCCCUUUCCCCCCUCUCAGUGGUCUUUACCACCUUUCCCCCCCUUAGUGGUCCUUACCCUCCGUCCCUCUACUUAGUGGUCCUCCCUCCUUAGUGAUCCUUCCCCCUCCUUUCCCCCCCUUUGGUGGUCUUUCCUCUCUUACCCUCUCCCCCCCUCCCUCAGUGGUCCUUCCUACCCCCUCCCAGUGGUCCCUCCCCAUGUGGUCCUUACUCCCCUUCCCUCUCCUCCCAGUGGUCCCUUCUCCCUCUCCCUCAGGGUCCUUACUCCCACCCUCCUCCCAGUGGACCUUACUCCCCCCUCUCUCCCAGUGGUCCUUGCUCCCCACCCUCUCCCUCAGGUGGACCUUGUCCCCUCCCUCUCCCUCAGUGGUCCUAUUCCCCUCCCUCUCCCUCAGUGGUCCUUAUUCUCCCUCUCCUCGGUGGUCUUCUCCCCGGUGGCCCCCCUCCCCCCUCCCCUAGUGGUCCUUACCCUCCUCUUCCUUCCUGCCUAUGUAGCGUGGCCGGGCGGCAUGGAACGCGGAGCAGGAACCUCUGAGCCCUUCCUGUCUGUCCGCCGGGUACAGGAAACAGAGGUUCCUGUCCCGCGUUCCGCGCUGCCCGGCCAUGCUACAUUGAGAGACCGCCAGGAGGGAGUGCUCUGCGCUUCCCUCCUACCAGUCACUUAAAUCCGGCCGGCCCAUCAUACAGCAGUGCUGCGCCGCCUGAAGCUUGCAAGAGUGCUCAGGCGGCGCAGCAUGAGAAACCGCACCGGUGAUUCCGGGAGCAGGGCUCCGGCGCCCCCUGCUAAGGUGCGCCCUAGGCGGCUGCCUAGGUCUCCUUACAGGUAGCGCCGGCCCUGAGUACAAAUCUGACAAGCCAUAACAUACUCAUUGACGUCCUUCCUAACAGAAGGCCACCAGAACUGUCUUGUUAUCAUAUGUUUUUGUGAUGCCUGGGUGUCCUGCUGUUUUGGAUCUAUAAAACAAUGUCAUGACUUUUCUCCUGUCCCUUCCCUGUACAAACAAUAAACCUGUAGGUGUUUCAGGUGCUGCUUGGUUUUGAUAUCAAUUCACCUUAUCUAGAAAGAGGGAAGAGGUAACUAAGUGUGUAUCUGCAAUUAUGUUGGCAGAAGGGACUAUUUGGUUCUGGAGGGGAGGGGUCGACCUCCAGUGGUUCGUGUUGCCUGGAUAUAGCAGCUGCCUUAACGUUGCUGUAUCCAGGUCUGUAUGUUAUGGUAUACUGGAAGCGAGACAGAAAUAAGGACCACCUAGCCUGGCGAGAAGACAGACGUCUGGCCUCGGCUUUGUAGGAGAGGUUCUUGUGGUCUGUGAUCACCAGGAUAGGGUGUCUGGAACCUUCCAGUAGGUGUCUCCCCUCUUUAAAUGUCAAAAUAAUGGCCAGUAAUUCCCUGUCCCCCACAUCAUAGUUUUUCUUUUCUGCUUCAGACAGUUUCUUGAGGAAAAAACAACACGGGUAAAGAGGAUUGUUGUGGGUUUUUCUCUGAGAAAGUAUUCCAUCAACACCUGACUCAGACGCGUCGACUUCAACAAUAUAGGACAGCAACGGGUCAGGGUGUCGCAAAACAGGGGCUGAUGUAAAUGCUUCUUUAAGUGUUUCAAAAGCCUCAGAGCUCCAAACACGGGAUUAACCCCUAUUUUGCUCAUCUUGGUUAUUGGGGCUACUAUAGAGGAGAAAUUCUUUAUGAAUUUUCUGUAGCAGUUCGUGAAACCCACAAAUCUUUGUAUGGCCUUAAGACCCUGUGGAAGUGACCAAGUUUUGAUGGCUUCCAGUUUCUUAGCGUCCAUACUGAAACCCUUCUCAGAUAUGAUGUACCCCAAGAACUGCACAGAGGUUUGAUCGAAGAGGCACUUCUCUAGCUUAAAAUACAGACCAUUUUCUGGCAGUUUUUUUAGUACUGAUCUGACAUGGUGGGUUUCUAGAUCACGGGGGUAUACCAAUAUGUCGGUAAGAUACACUACAGCACAUACGUGCAAGUAAUUUUGGAGGACAUCAUUAAUAAAGUCCUGGAAGACAGCAGGGGGCGUUACACAGGCCGAAGACAAAGACAAAUAUCCGUAACCAGGAAAUCCAAAUAACAAGUGUAGCGCUCAAUGGUAAACCAAAGACCACAACAGGGCACUGAGGUAAGAGGGAGGUUAGCACAGGGCUCGACAAACCCCUGUCGCCAUGGCGACCAAAUAUUUUGUCCUGGCGUCUGGGAUUGGUCAGUCUGCUCCCUUCUCCUUCUGUCUCAAUCCCCAUGCAGGGGAAUUGCAAGCUAAGCUGGCAGGAUACCAGGUAAAUAUGGCUCUGCUCCCCACCCUCCUCCCGACCCCAUACUCGACCCUGCUACCCCCCCAUUCGAACAUAAGGAGAGAUGGAAGUCCCAGCGGUGUUCGCGCCGCUGAGUGUCCGAUUAUAGUUCCAUGCACUCAACAACCAAACACCGCUGUCUGUGUUCGCGGCUAAAGAUGGCCGCCGCCACGUGUUCGCACAUACAAACAGCGACACCACCCAGCCAACCGCUUAGAACGUUGUGGUAAUUGCAGUUACCGAGGUGAGAACAAGGGUCAAAAGGGUCAAUAAGCAACACACGACUUCUCUGGGGGUCUGGCCGUUCGGUAGUUUAUUCGGUAUUUGAACUUCAUAGGUCUCAGGUGUAUAUAUACUGAACCAACCAGUGUAACAAAUAAGUAAAAAAUAAAGAGGAUGACAAUCCAGAUAUAGGGGAAUCUGUCACACAGAGAUAAUUUUUAAUUGUGUGCCGGAAGCAAGUUGCACCCCCUGGCACUUGUGACUAAGGCAGACCAGAACUGCCUAAUGUAUAUUCUGUGCAUAAAACAUGUCUGUCGCCAGCACGCAUCGGUCCAGAUUGCGCACCUGCACUCUGAGCUAGCGAACAUGUCCAAUCACAGACAUCUCUCUGAGCAGCUGUGAUUGGACCUGGCACAGUCCUUGUGAUGUCACAAAGAGUUGUGAAAAGCAACGCUGGGAGCUUCGCCCACCGCUGGAUUUCAAGUUUAUUUUUAAUUUAAGGAGAUGGGGGACCUAAAGUACAAUGCCCAAAAGCUAGAUUCACAGAUGUUAUAGAACUGCAACUCCCACGAUGCUCUGUAUGACUUUAGAAUGACAAAUCAUCAUGGAAGCUGUAGUUUAAAAACAUCUGGGGAUCUACCUUUUGGGCACCCCUGCAGUACGGCAUUAUACUUUAAAAACUCAAAGCAUGAAAAAGGAUUGGAGUAAUCCUUUGAUUGCAGUACAGCCUGUACUUGCAUCCAUUUUAUGUGGAUCCAUUUCUGUGGUACAGCCAUGUAGAAAUAGGAAAAAAGAGGGGAAAAAAGAACACUCAUCAUACAAAAUCCGGUGCUAAUUUAAAAACAAAUAACCACAAAGUGGUUUAACCAGGAAAUAGAAAAUCAUUAACCCCUUCAGGACCGGACUGUUUUUGCGAUGUUUGUGCGUUAAGGACCAGAGCUAUUUUAACACUUUUUUGUGGUGUUUGUGUUUAGCUGUAAUUUUCCGCUCUCUCAUUUACUGUUCCGAUACAAAUUAUAUCUUGUUUUUUUCAGGACAAAAAGGGCUCUCUUUACAUGUUAUUAUUUUUAUCAUGUCAAAUAAUUUAAUUUAAAAAUAAUAAAAUAUGGUGAAAAAUAAAAAAAAAACACUUUUUUUAAACUUUUACUUAAAAAAUCUUUUACUGAUCUACAAAAUCGAAUGAAACAAACUGCUAAAUAGAUUCAAAAUGUUGUCCUGAGUUUAAAUACGCCCAAUGUUUGUGUGGGCUAUAAGUACAAGUAGGAAAUUGCUGUUUCAAAAUGUACAUUUUUCAAAUGUAUCAAUAGUGACAUUGUAACACUGUUAUGUCAUAAAUCUCCAAAAAACACCCCACAUGUAUAUAUUUUUCUUAAACUAGAUAACCCAGGGUAUUCAUCUAAGAAUAUUUUGAUACUUUAUAUGCAGCCAAUUUACCACAAACCUUUGCCAAACUUUGCAUAGGUAGUUUUUUGUUUUUUUCACAUACAUUGCAAUUCAGGGAUAAAUUCACAGAUUCUGUUAGGUGUCACUGCCAAACAACACCCCAAUAUGUGUUCAGCAACAUCUCCCGAGUACAGGGAUACCCCCCCCCCCAUCUAUAGGGUUGUUUGGGGGCUAAAAGGUCACAUUUGGCAGGUGCGCAUAUCAGUUUCCCAUCUUGGAAUUUUGACAUGUAGUCAACCUGCAUGCAUGUCCUAUUUGGGACAUUUUUGAAGUCGGCCAAUGUAUUUUACCCCCAUCAAACCAUAUAUUUUUGAAAAGUAGACACCCUAGGGUAUUUCAUAUGGUGGUAUUUUAACACUUUCCAUGCACUAAUUCUACCACCAGGCUUUGUCAAACAUUGAGUUAGUAAAUUUUUUCUGUUUGUUUCACACACAUUGUACUUUAGGCAUGAAUUAACAGAUCUUGUUAUGUGUCACUGCCAAACAACACCCCAAUAUGUGUUCAGCAAGAUCUCCUGAAUACAGUGAUACCCCUCAUGCAUAGGCUUGUCGGGUUCUUUGGGGGCUAAAAGGCCACGUUUGGCAGGUGCGCUUAUCAGUUUCCCAACUUGGAAUUUUGACAUGUAAUCAACCUGUGCCCAUGUCCCAUUUGAGCCAAUGUAUUUUACCCAGUAAAAUAGUAUAUAUUUUUAUAAAGUAGACAUCAAAGGUUAUAGAAGAUGGGGUGUUUUGACUUCUUUCCCCAACCAUUUUGCCCCCCAAAGAAAAUGUAGUGGUAAUUUUUUAAUCUGGUUUUAAUGCACACGUCAUCUGGUUUUGGCCAGCUGGUUAUGUGUUACUGCCAGAAAACUUGUUAGACCAAAUGUGCAGGUAGCAAAUGUACAUUUAGCAGCAAUCUUUAAACUGACUCCUGCAAAUAGAAUCUAACUGGAGAUUUGGGGGAAGGUAACUAACAAAAAAUGGCUGCUUUCCAAAGACAAAAAAUAAAAUAAAAAUUCAGGAACACUUCUUACAACUGUUCUGUGUGGUACAGCUUGAAGCAUGUCCCUACACACAGUCCUGGUUUCGAAGGGCAAUCAGGACAGUAAAAAGGGGUGUCUGUCCUUUUCCCGUUUUUAAAACAGACCCUGCAACGUUUCUGGGGGAAUUUUUUCUAGCAGUUGGCGGUAACCUCAAAAUAAAAUGUCUGGACCCAGCUUGCACCGUUGUUGGAACUUGUCCAUCUCCAUAAAUUGUUAAAGAAAUUAUUUUCAACUGAAAUUGGAGAAAGGUGGUUUUCCCUGGAUUAUUUUUUUCAAAAAGCAAAAAUGAGUUGUGGGUUGCUAUUUGCAUCAUAUAAAUAGCCACCUUUUUAUGCCAUGCUUUGCUCUUUCGUAAAAUAAGAUAUGGCUGCAUCAGCUGAUCAGCCAAAUCAACACCCCCCAUGUACUUAUUAUACGCCCUGAUGCUAACCGGUUUGGACUCUACUCUGCCCCGGACAGAGACGUCUGACAUGCGUUCGUCAUGGGUGGUGGUUAGCAUGUUGACAUGUUGAGCAUCCUUCCUGUCCCUAAAUUUUAGUGCAAGCACUUCAGCUUUGUGAAGUGCUUUACAUUCGCCUUUUUUUAAUUUUGCCUCUAUGAGAGAUCGUGGAAAGUCUUUGGAAUUUUUUCUGGCAGUGCCGCAGGCCAGUGUCUGUAAACCAUAAAGUGUUUUAAACAGAUGGACACUACUAUAAAAAUUAUCCACAUAAAGGUGGUAACCUUUAUUAAACAAGGGGUUUAGUAGGUCCCAUACAAGUUUCCCACUUGUCCCCAGGGAGUCAGGACAGCCAGGAGGGUCCAGUUGACCAUCUUUCCCCUCAUAUACACGAAAGGCAAACGUGUAUCCACUUUCGCUCUCGCACAGUUUGUACAGCUUUAUGCAAUACCUAGAGCGCUUUGAGGGGAUGUAUUGUCUGAACUCUAAUCUCCCUUUGUACUUCAUUAGAGAUUCGUCUAUGGAUAAAUUUUGUUGGGGGGUAUAAACAUCCAAAAAUUUGUCCUGAAAAUGGUCUAGCAGUGGGCGUAUUUUAUGAAGCCUAUCGUAUUGGGGGUGAUCUCUAGGGUGACAGAGGGUAUUGUCACUGAAAUGUAAACAUCUCAGCAGUAACUCGUAUCUGGCAUGGUUUGGGAGAAUACUGUACUAGACAUUACUGGGUUGGUGCUCCAGUAUGAGCGAAUUGAUGGCUUCUUUAUAAUCCCCGUGAGCAUUGUAAGAGCCCAGAAUUUUUAAAGCUCUGGGACAUCUGUGGGAUGCCAGUCAUGCUCCCUGACUGUAUAGCUACCUGGAUUGUUAUCAAUAAAAACCAGACUGUACAAAUGCACUGCUGUAACAGAUCUGGCAGGGAAGGGGUUAAAAUGGAUUUUUUUAAUUCAUUUUAGAUACUGUAUAAAGCUCUGGAUCACUUCUGCUGCAACAAACUAUCACAAUCUCUGUCUCUCUUGCCUCACAAAACGCUACAGAGGAGAAAGGGGCAGAGAUCACUGUCAAAGUGAAUGUUUGUAACACCCACUUUGACAGCGGCCAAUUGUGAGCGAUUGCAAUUGGCUGUUACUAUCUGCCUGGGAUGUCUGGCAGAUAGUAACCGUGUUAUACGGGUGGGAGCGAUCUUUGAUCGUUUCCCGCAGCCCGUUUCCCGCAGCGUCAGUGGUCCAAAAUAAAUAAAAAGGUGUGUCUGUUUAACUAAUCUUGCCUUCAACAGGUUUAUACUCGUCUUCUUAAAUAAACUUUAUACUUAUUCCUUGGUGCUAUCCCUGCAUACAGUUUUAAACUAUUUCAACACUGUAUUCGGGUCCCUGAGCCCAGCCUGGACCCCAUUCGACAUACCAAUUCAUACCAGCAAUAGAUGGUUGAGAUUGGCUGAGAGUGUCAGCUAACCAUUUCAGCCUAUCACUGGCGCCCGUUGCUGCUUCAGCUAAUAGACUUGUGUACAAAUACAGAACCAGCUUCUCAUUCCUCAGUAGCCCAAGUAAGCUAGAGGGGGAUGGGUUGCUGAAGACUCUUGUUUAAACAUUAAAAGAUUAAACGAUUUAACACUGUAACCGUGGCUGGUUCCCUUAUUUACCACUAUAAUGUCUUAAAGCAUAGACCUUAGCAGGGCUAACCAUACAGAUAUCUUAGCCAUAAUUUUAUAUAGUUAGUAAGAGAUCCUCUAUUUAACAUAAAUAAUUGAGAAUACAAUAUAAAAUAAGGAUUGUCUUGGAAGCAAUAGUUUUGUCUUUUUGGAUAUUUAUUAUAUAAAAAUAUAAAAUCCAUUAUAGCAGAGUUUAUAAGAUUAAAUUACAUGCUUGCAAAUAUCAUUAAUAGGUUAACAUACCCUUCUGAACAUGUCAUCAGGUCAGCCUCUCUGUCAUUUUAAGAUGGAGCUGCGUCUGUCUCCAAGUCUCUCCUCUGUGUAAACCAUAAAGUGUUUUAAACAGAUGGACACUACUAUAAAAAUUAUCCACAUAAAGGUGGUAACCUUUAUUAAACAAGGGGUUUAGUAGGUCCCAUACAAGUUUUCCACUUGUCCCCAGGGAGUCAGGACAGCCAGGAGGGUCCAGUUGACCAUCUUUCCCCUCAUAUACACGAAAGGCAAACGUGUAUCCACUUUCGCUCUCGCACAGUUUGUACAGCUUUAUGCAAUACCUAGAGCGCUUUGAGGGGAUGUAUUGUCUGAACCCUAAUCUCCCUUUGUACUUCAUUAGAGAUUCGUCUAAGGAUACAUUUUGUUGGGGGGUAUAAACAUCCGAAAAUUUGUCCUGAAAAUGGUCUAGCAGUGGGCGUAUUUUAUGAAGCCUAUCGUAUUGGGGGUGAUCUCUAGGGUGACAGAGGGUAUUGUCACUGAAAUGUAAACAUCUCAGCAGUAACUCGUAUCUGGCAUGGUUUGGGAGAAUACUGUACUAGACAUUAUUGGGUUGGUGCUCCAGUAUGAGCGAAUCGAUGGCUUCUUUAUAAUCCCCAUGAGCAUUGUAAGAGCCCAGAAUUUUUAAAGCUCUGGGACAUCUGUGGGAUGCCAGUCAUGCUCCCUGACUGUAUAGCUACCUGGAUUGUUAUCAAUAAAUUGGGUAGCAUACAAGUUAGUCUGGGAAGCAAUCUCCUCCCAGAUGGUAUCCCCUAAAAAUAGUUCUACAUACUGCAUUGUGGAGAAGCCAUCCACAUUAACAUUAAUGCCUGCGUUGGCACUAAAAGGGUGGACGUUGGGCUCGGCUAACUGUGGAGGUACCCAGUCCUCCUCCACAUUCGACGUAGCAGAGGAAGCACAGCUUCUUUCUUCAGCUGGCUCACACACAGAUGACAUAUCGUCUUGACUAGACGUGUCAAAAAAGUGACCUGGGUCAAAAUCUGACGCAGUGUCAGUGGCGUCAGAAGGCAUAUGCCUCCUGCAAGUUAUACAUAUGCUGCAUUUUUACACAUGACUAAAACAAAUUACAAACACAAAUGUUUUUUGAAUAUUUCUUUUUUUUUUUUACUAAAACAGACUAAACAGCAAUCCCUAAACUAACUCCUGUCAGAAAAAUCUAAUGGAGAGUUGGGGGAAGGAAACUGACUGAACAAGACAGACCAAAACAGACCAAGACACAGAUUUUUUAAAUAAAUUUAAUCCUUUAAGGGCAAAAAAAAAAAACAGACUGUACAAAUGCACUGCUGUAACAGAUCUGGCAGGGAAGGGGUUAAAAUGGAUUUUUUUUUAAUUCACUUUAGAUACUGUAUAAAGCUCUGGAUCACUUCUGCUGCAACAAACUAUCACAAUCUCUGUCUCUCUUGCCUCACAAAACGCUACAGAGGAGAAAGGGGCAGAGAUCACUGUCAAAGUGAGUGUUUGUAACACCCACUUUGACAGCGGCCAAUUGUGAGCGAUUGCAAUUGGCUGUUACUAUCUGCCUGGGAUGUCUGGCAGAUAGUAACCGUGUUAUACGGGUGGGAGCGAUCUUUGAUCGUUUCCCGCAGCCUGUUUCCUGCAGCGUCAGUGGUCUAAAUAAAUAAAAAGGUGUGUCUGUUUAACUAAUAUUGCCUUCAACAGGUUUAUACUCGUCUUCUUAAAUAAACUUUAUACUUAUUCCUUGGUGCUAUCCCUGCAUACAGUUUUAAACUAUUUCAACACUGUAUUAGGGUCCCUGAGCCCAGCCUGGACCCCAUUCGACAUACCAAUUCAUACCAGCAAUAGAUGGUUGAGAUUGGCUGAGAGUGUCAGCUAACCAUUUCAGCCUAUCACUGGCGCCCGUUGCUGCUUCAGCUAAUAGACUUGUGUACAAAUACAGAACCAGCUUCUCAUUCCUCAGUAGCCCAAGUAAGCUAGAGGGGGAUGGGUUGCUGAAGACUCUUGUUUAAACAUUAAAAGAUUAAACGAUUUAACACUGUAACCGUGGCUGGUUCCCUUAUUUACCACUAUAAUGUCUUAAAGCAUAGACCUUAGUAGGGCUAACCAUACAGAUAUCUUAGCCAUAAUUUUAUAUAGUUAGUAAGAGAUCCUCUAUUUAACAUAUAUAAAUAAUUGAGAAUACAAUAUAAAAUAAGGAUUGUCUUGGAAGCAAUAGUUUUGUCUUUUUGGAUAUUUAUUAUAUAAAAAUAUAAAUAUAAAAUCCAUUAUAGCAGAGUUUAUAAGAUUAAAUUACAUGCUUGCAAAUAUCAUUAAUAGGUUAACAUACCCUUCUGAACAUGUCAUCAUGUCAGCCUCUCUGUCAUUUUAAGAUGGAGCUGCGUCUGUCUCCAAGUCUCUCCUCUGUGUCUUAACAUUUAAAAGUACACCUAUUUAUACCUUAGGUGUCUCCAUUUUAGGGUUACCGUAGUUCAUAUAUGAAAAAGUAACACUUCUUUUACUUUAUUCAUUUUAGGACCUCCCUUAACUUGGCAAACAUACAAGGCCAUAACUAAAGGGUGCAAACGUCAUGGAAAUUUUCCUGACUUACCGGUAGUUCAAGAUGGCAUCUUAAAGUCUGGACAUCCUUAUUUAUCUACUUAAGGUUACCACGGUAUAUUGAGUACUGAAAGAGUCGUAGCAUAGCCUUAAAGCUUGUUUAUGCAUUAUUGUUAUUGUAAUUCGUCUGGGACAAAAUGGCGCAAACAUAUUAUCCACUAAGGUUAUUGCUUAAAGAAACAGUUAUGAAAAACAAUAUGUUCCAUUUCUAACACCGUGUCAGUUUGCAAUAUCUCUUAAAGACAAAGCACACAGUUUAAGAAAUACAACAUUUCAUUCUAAAACUUGUAAUAUUUGCAUUUGCCCAUAACAACACUGACUACAGACAGAUACUAUAACCACUUCAGUGAGAUGACAAAGUUACAUUAAGAAUGAAGUCUACAUCCAAACAGAGACAUUUUAAUACAGGGAUAAAUAAAAGUCUGUUAUACACAAAUACAGUAACUGCAUAUUAUGUAACCAGAAAAUGAGGAGGAGAUAGGAGAUGAGUGGUAAUAAGUUUUAUGAAGGAGAUUUAGCUUGGGUAAAUAUACUUUAUUUGUAUUUGUAUCAGAUUGGUUAAGCCUGCGAUAGCCUGCAUACUUAUAUUGGCCUGUGGUUCCUCAUCUUGCUGUGUAUUUGUUUUUCUUCCAGCUUUUGAUGUUAGUAACGUAAAGAACACUUCUCAGCGCUGCAGAGAUUUCUCCCGUGGUGUCUCCAUCUCAUGAUGUUCUUCCGGGCAAUUCUCGUUCUUACAUGCAGAUAUAUGAAUACAGAUAACGUAUUCCAAGAUGUUUCUUCCAAGAUUGUAUAAAGGACGAUCUCCCCUGUGUAUUUGGACUUUGCGUCGGCUAUUCUAGUUGGAGUACUUGCAUUAGCUCCAUCAAGGACAAUUGGAAAGUCCAGUUUGGGAUGCAUGCAAACAAGUCAUGUCGAGUGCAUGUACAAACCAAGUAGAUUGAUACUUUUUCGUCAUGUUACUUUAUCCUAAUGCUUGUCUGCACUUCCUCCGUCUAGCUUGUAGACGCUGGUCUAGACUUUUGCUAAUUAUCACUCUUGUUUGUCCUUGUUUUCUUAUCCUCUUAUUCUUAGGGAAGCUAGAAGAAGGCUUCUCAUAUUUUCUUCCACUUCUCAUUUCCAGUCCAUCCCACCCGUCUUCCACUGUUGCCCUACCUCAUCCACUCCCACCUUUGCUCAUUUCACCCUCUAAUGCUUGCUCAAACUCUCCCUUCUUUCUCAUCCUGGUCACCAGCACUCCCUCCCACCUAAAUCGACGAGAUGCCAUCCGGCAAUCUUGGGGAAGACUCUCCACCUCGCUCACACUUUUUCUUAUGGGAGUUCCUGAAUCUCAAGAUGAAAAGGCUGCCCUUGUACAAGAGGCAGGGUUUCAUGGAGACAUCAUCCAGGCAGCAUUUGCUGACACGUACCGCAACCUGACAGUAAAGACAUUGGUGGGACUUACAUGGGCGGUGGAGAACUGUCAAAAUGCUAAAUUCCUGCUGAAAACCGAUGAUGAUGUCUUUGUCAAUACACCAUCCUUAUCAGAUUUUUUAAGAGUGCAAAAAGGACCUCUCUAUUUGGGUCGAAUCCACUGGCAUGUUAAGCCUAUAAGGGAAACAUAUAGCCGCCAUUAUACCUCAAAGGAUGAAUACGCAGGUGAUUAUUUCCCUCCAUAUUGCAGCGGUACUGGCUACAUCUUGUCUCAGGAAGCAGCUGUUCUCAUCUUACAGGAACAGGGACGGGUUCCAUUGCUUUCUCUGGAGGAUGUGUAUGUUGGAAUACUGGCAAGUUAUGCAGGCAUAUAUCCCCAACACAGUGCAAGGAUUGCAGGUUCAAUGAUGAUACCACAUCAGGAAUGCUGCUACAGAACCAUGUACACCUCACACCAGGUUACCCCUCAGGGGAUGUCAGAGGCAUGGGCUAUGCUAAGCAAGACAGAGAAAGAAUGGUGCUUAGGAGCUCUGCUUCGUUGCAGGAUUUCAGGUACGUGGUAAGAUUCUGAGCAGAUGGGGGUGAUCAUCUUGGACAGCAGAACAUAAGGGAUGGUAGUCUGUGGAAUCUAGAAGAGCAUACAUAUCCAGGACUCUGCAGGCAGUAGCUGGUCUUAUGUACUCAACAAGGGUAUUGGCUUCCGUCCGGAUAGAAAUAAUGCACAAUAAUGUAAAUCUGUUACUGUUGGUGCUAGGAAUAGUGCAGUGAUGACUAACCCACAUGUUCGAGAACUGCUGUUCCCACGAUGGUCAGACACUUUUUUGGCCUUGGCGUCAUGGGAAAUAUAGUUCAUAAAUAUCUGAGGACAUCACACUUCGCAAUGGCUGGAAUAGCAAAAUGUUUAAUGGAUUGUUAGAAAACACCCAGGCACCUUAGCAAGCUGCUGGCUUGGAUUUACUCUUUAACAAAAGCUGAAACACUGCACAUUAUCUGAACUUCAGCAGACAUUUUACAUUCGGGUUUAUUCACUGGACAACUUUAUGCCAAUAUAAGCUUUGAAACAUUCUCAAACCCCCUAUCUUGACAUGUCCAUUUGUGUCCUAAAUUUAUUUUGAUAUUAAGUUCGCAAUUCGCCAGUUAAAUAAUAAGCCCUGUAAACAUUAUUAUAUUUAUAUAGCGCCAUCAAAUUCCGCAGCGCUUUACAGUGGGUGGACGAACAGACAUAUAGUUGUAACCAGACAAGUUGUACACACAGGAACAGAGGGGUUGAGGGCCCCGCUCAAUGAGCUUACAUGUGAGAGGGGGUGGGGUAAAAUGACACAAAAAGGAAAGGAUAGUAAAAAGGGACACUCCAGGCACCCAAACCACUUCUGCCCAUUGGAGUGGUCUGGGUGCCAACUCCCACUACCCUUAACCCUGCAACUGUAAUUAUUGCAGUUUUCAUAAACUGCAAUAAUUACCUUGCAGGGUUAACUACUCCUCUAGUGGCUGUCUAGUAGACAGCCACUAGAGGGCACUUCCUGCUUCAUAGCACAGGUUUUCUGUGCUUGAGCGUCGCUGGACGUCCUCCCGCUGUGUGAGGACCUCCAGCGUCGCUCAAUUCCCCAUAGGAAAGCAAUGCUGUGCAUGCGCAUUAGGUCUCCCCCGCCGGCUGACGUAAUGAAGGGGAGGAGCGGCGGCAGCGACGACGAUGACCCGAAACCACACCCCUUCAGCAACCGGGGAUGGGAGGUGGGAAUAUUGCUAUAUAAUCAGACGACAUAGCUGAGCAACAUAUAAAGUAAUACACAGUCGUAGCACACAUGCAAUUUGCUAAAUAUACUGUGCAAACUCACUUUGGGUGUCGAAAAGGCAGAAGAAAUGCUUAUUACCACUACACUUAGUGCAAGCUAGCGGAAAAAUUAUCCCACGCCAAGGUUCAAAAUAUGCCUUUUGAAAUACCCUGGGAUAUCUUCUUUAAGAAACGGUAUGCCUUUAUGGUGUAGUUGUAAUAUGUAGUCCGCUCAAGUGCUCCAAAGUGGGACAUGGACGCAUCAAAACCCUCCAUGAAAAUUCACACUUAAAACCUGAACUUGUCACGUCUCCUUUACAGCACUGUAACUUAACAAAAUAGGGUCUAGGUCAUACAUUGCGCAUAUUGUUUUACGCAGAAGAUGUAACUGAGCAUAAUUUGGGGGGUUUUAUGAUAGUUGUACAGAUAAAGUGUAGGAAAUACUCAGGAAAAAUGCAAUAUAUGUAAAAAUUCCAUUUCCCUCCACCACAAACGUUGAUAUAAAUUGGUGAAAAAAUGGUGACAAGUUAAGGCACAAUAUACACCAUGUAAGAUACCCUGGGGUGUCUGCUUUAUCAAAUGAAAGCCCUUUGUGGGGUUAUUUGAACAGUCACACUGCUAUAAUACCCUAAAAUGAGACAUAGGCCCGUCAAAUCCGUCUAGGAGAAUUCUAACUAUAGAAACUGAAAUAGCUUUGUCUCUUAUAUGGCACUGUAGCUUCACAGAAUAGUGCCAUAGGCAUACAAUGGGGGUAUCGUUAUGCUCCGCAGAUGUAGCUGAACAUAAUAUGGGGUUCUGUGCAGGAAUAGCACAUACCAGCUUUACGAAAUACACAUUACAAAUUGUUAUAUGUGUACAUGCCAAAAUAAAGAAAAAACACAAUUUUACUCCAAUAUUUAGCAGGGAUUGGUGAUGAAAUGGCUACGUAAAAAGUGUCAAACUAACCUUACGUAAAUAGCCUGUGAUGUCUACUUUAUAUAACUAUAUACUUUUGUGAGGCAUUUUUUAUUCUGUGAUGGCUACUAAACCUACAAGACAAACAUACCAACUUCUAAAAUUGUUGCAAAUUGAAAUGUUAUUUUAGUCCUUGUAUUUUGUGACCUGUAACUUUAAAAUAAGCUGAAAUCCUAUACAUAUGAUGUACUCUAUAAAACAAGACACAUAAAUGAAUUUAUUUUAAAUUACUAUUUGUAAGCUGGACAUAUUAUGCACACGCUAUUAGUGAAAAAAAUGUAUUAAAAAAAAAAAAAUUGGCUUUUUUAAAUAAUUAAUGAUAAUGUAUCUAUGUAUAUGUUGCCCUCUAAAAAACGAUGUAUAAUGUGUGUUGGUGCAAUAAAUGUCAGAGAUGCAAAUUGCGUUUGAACAAAAACAGCAAAAAAAGGCUUUUGUCCUUAAAUGUAAGACAAGCUUCUGAAGCGGUGUCCUUAAGGGGUUAAAAUAGCUUCUAUGGUUUCCUCUGAAAAUAUACAUUUCUCACCCAGCUUACCCGCUGGUUCACAGGUUCUGAUCCACUACAUAAAAUAAAUGUUGCCAUGUUUAGCUGCAAUAUAUAGCUGAACACCUUAAAUCGUUAUACUAGUCCAUUCACUGUAAAGUAGGUCAUUUACAUUUAUACUAAAUAAAUACAUUUUAUUUAUAUGUAAACCCAGGCUUGACUUUCAGCUUGUAUA